Messenger RNA from Zophobas morio, 795 nucleotides. RefSeq names its product small ribosomal subunit protein uS3-like. The record is from RefSeq and is a predicted model, not a curated record. Bases 36 to 779 code for a protein of 247 amino acids. Gene Ontology annotation, molecular function: structural constituent of ribosome; RNA binding. NCBI's taxonomy places the organism in Eukaryota, Metazoa, Arthropoda, Insecta, Coleoptera, Tenebrionidae. Gene Ontology annotation, cellular component: cytosolic small ribosomal subunit; nucleus. Gene Ontology annotation, biological process: translation; positive regulation of apoptotic signaling pathway. The transcript is spliced from 3 exons.
CUUUACUUUGUAUUUUUGCUGGAUUGACGAGAGUCAUGUCUCUUUCCUUGUUUAAUAGAAACUUAAGCAAAAAGAAAAAGUUCGUUCUCGAUGGGGUGUUCUUUGCUGAAUUAAAUGAAUUUUUUACUCGUGAGUUAGCCGAAGCUGGUUAUUCUGGUUGCGAAGUUCGCAAGUCCACCCACAAAAUUGAAAUUAUCAUCUUGGCUACUCGUACUCAGGACGUUUUGGGUGAAAAAGCACGAAGGAUUUUAGAACUUACUACAGUAAUUCAGAAGCGUUUUCGUUUUGAGCCAGAGUCUAUUAGUUUGUUAGUUCAAAAAAUACCUAAUCGCGGGCUCUGCGCUAUUGCGCAGUGUGAAUCUCUCCGUUAUAAAUUAUAUAAUGGAUUAUCAGUCCGUCGUGCCUGCUACGGCGUUUUGCGAGCUAUAAUGGAAUCUGGUGCUAAAGGCUGCGAAAUAGUUGUUUCUGGUAAACUCAGAGCCCAGCGAGCCAAAUCUAUGAAAUUCGUAGAUGGCUUAAUGAUACAUUCUGGUCAACCCUGCAACGAUUAUGUAGACUUUGCCGUCAGACAUAUUAAGUUACGCCAAGGUGUUUUGGGUAUCAAAGUAAAAGUUAUGCUGCCUACUAACUCUAAAGGCGAGUUUCCCGGCUGUCCCGUUAAGCCUUUGCCUGAUGUUGUUAAGAUUCACGAACCAAAAGAAGAUCUGGAAAUUCUUGAGCCUUACACAGAAGUGGUUAAUCCGGCCUCAGCUUUUCCCGAACAAAUUGCGCGCGCUUAAUUUUUUAUUAUUAUUU